UCUUUCUCUUUCUCUCUUGAUUGCUCUCUAAAAAUUGUCUGGCUUUUUGGUAACAGCUUCUUCUCAUUCAUUCUUGUAUCCCAAACUAUUUCAUUUGGUUUCUGCUUGCACUGAAAUGAUGUUCUACAAACUCUGGCUUGUGAAGUUUCCCUUGAUGCCAGUUCACUGAGGCUAGUUAAACCAACUCCUUGUUUGUCAGUCUGUAAUUCGUCUGUGGUCAUAUAAUCCAAGUUCUUCAAGGUGAUAAUCUAUAGCAAACUAAAUAUUGCUGCAGGCAACAUGGCCAAAAAAAAUACAAACAACCAACAACAUUCAAACAAGACAAAAGGGAAACAGGAAAGCACUAAUACAGUACCAUACUACAAACUUUUCUCCUUUGCUGACCACCUGGAUUAUCUAUUAAUGUUUGUUGGCACAAUUGGUGCUGUUGGUAAUGGUUUCUCUAUACCUCUCAUGACCAUGGUCUUUGGAGAUAUUCUUGAUUCUUUUGGAAGAACUGUGAAUACCAAGGAUAUAGUUCAUGUGGUUUCUGAGGGGACCCUAAAGUUUUUAUACAUGGCUGUGGCAUCCAGUGCUGCAUCAUUUUUCCAGAUGGCUUGUUGGAUGGUAACAGGGGAGAGACAGGCUGCACGAAUAAGAAGUUUAUACUUAAAAACGAUUUUAAGGCAAGAUAUUGCCUUCUUCGAUAAGGAAGCUAGCACUGGAGAAAUAAUUGGGAGGAUGUCAGGAGACACUGUUCUUAUUCAAAAUGCCUUAGGUGAGAAGGUUGGAACUUUUGUACAGUUGGUAGCAACAUUCAUAGGAGGCUUUGUUGUAGCAUUCAUCAAGGGAUGGCUUCUCACUUCAGUCAUGCUAUCUACAAUUCCACCUCUUGUCAUCUCUGGUUACUUCAUGAGCAUAAUUAUACGAAAGAUGGCGUCCCGUGGGCAAGCUGCUUAUUCAGUGGCAGCAACAGUAGUAGAGCAGACAUUUGGUUCAAUCAGAACUGUUGCAUCAUAUACAGGGGAAAAGCAAGCUAUAGCUAAAUACAACAAGUUCUUAACCACAGCUUACAAGUCUGGUGUCCAAGAAGGCUUGGCUGCUGGGUUGAGUAAUGGUGCAGUUACGUUUUUUAAAUACUGCAGUUAUGCUUUGGCAGUAUGGUAUGGUGGGAAAAUGAUAGUUGACAAAGGAUAUACUGGAGGGGAUGUCAUUGUUAUAUUGAUUUCUGUUUUGAUUGGCUCCGUGAAUCUGGGGCAGGCAUCUCCAUGCAUGAGUGCUUUUGCUGCUGGACAAGCUGCAGCAUUUAAAAUGUUUGAGACAAUUAAAAGGAAGCCACAGAUAGACGCUUAUGACAAUAGUGGCCUGAAGUUAGAUGAUAUUCAUGGAGAUAUAGAACUAAGGGAUGUUUGUUUCAGUUAUCCUGCAAGACCUGCAGAGCAUAUAUUCAAUGGAUUUUCUCUUUCAAUACCUGGUGGUACAACCACUGCUUUGGUUGGACAGAGUGGAAGUGGGAAAUCAACAGUUAUCAGUUUGAUUGAGAGAUUUUAUGAUCCGCAAGCUGGUGAAGUUCUUAUUGACAAGAUUAACCUCAGAGAGUUCCAACUAAAAUGGAUCAGACAGAAAAUUGGCCUCGUCAGCCAGGAACCUGUGUUGUUUACUUGUAGCAUUAAAGACAAUAUUGCCUAUGGGAAGGACAAUGCAACUACUGAAGAGAUAAGAGCUGCUGCUGAGCUUGCUAAUGCUGCUAAAUUCAUAGAUAAACUUCCUCAGGGACUAGACACAAUGGUUGGUGAGCAUGGAACUCAUCUAUCUGGGGGUCAAAAGCAGAGAGUUGCUAUAGCCAGAGCAAUUCUGAAAGACCCAAGAAUUCUACUUUUAGAUGAAGCCACAAGUGCUCUUGAUGCAGAAUCUGAGAGAAUUGUGCAGGAGGCUUUGGACAGAAUUAUGACAAAUCGGACAACCGUUAUUGUCGCCCAUCGCUUGAGUACAGUGAGGAAUGCUGAUACUAUUGCAGUGAUACAUCAAGGAAAAAUUGUUGAAAAAGGCUCACAUUCUGAACUAAUUAAGGACCCUGAAGGAGCUUAUAGCCAGCUUAUACAUUUGCAAGAUAUUAGCACAAUGUCGGAACAAAAUGCUCUAAAUGAUCAGGAAAUGCCAGAACUUCCUAGAAGAAAUUCAAGACACCACUCAUACUCAAAAUCUCUUGGAGUGGCUGAUGCAGUGAGUGUGCAGGAAACAGCACCUGCAGAAACCACUACUCCUGCUUCAGCACCAACCAAACUUCCUCCAGAAGUCUCACUUCAUCGCCUGGCUCAUCUUAACAAGCCAGAGAUCCCGGUUUUACUUCUAGGCACAAUAGCUGCUGUAGCCAAUGGAUUAAUUUUACCUGUUCACGGGAUACUAUUGUCCAACACAAUCAAAACUUUCUAUGAGCCAGAAGAUAAACUCUGUAAGGAUUCAAUAUUUUGGGCAUUAACUUUUAUUUUUCUUGGUGUGGCAUCUCUAUUGGCUCAACCAUCAAAGUCGUACUUAUUUGCUAUCGCUGGGUGUAAGUUAAUAAGAAGGAUUCGGUCAAAGUGCUUUGAGAAAGUAGUUUAUAUGGAAGUAAGUUGGUUUGAUGAAGCUAAGCACUCAAGUGGUGCACUCGGUGCAAGGCUCUCUGCAGAUGCAGCUUUUAUGCGAGGGGUGGUUGGAGAUGCACUUGCUUUGCUUGUUCAAAAUAUUGCAACUGCUACUGCAGGCAUGGUUAUUGCUUUCACAGCGAACUGGCUACUGGCUCUGAUAAUUUCUGUUUUGCUACCUCUCUUUGGAGUAAGGGUAUAUGUCGAAAUGAAGUUUAUGCAACGAUCCAGUGCAGAUGCAAAGAAAAUGUAUGAAGAAGCAAGUCAAGUUGCAAAUGAUGCAGUAGGGAGUAUAAGAACAAUUGCUUCUUUCUGUGCUGAAGAGAAGAUGAUGGAAUUGUACCAUAAGAAAUGCGAAGGCCCUAUUAGGACAGGAAAAAGGCAAGGGUUAAUCAGCGGGAUAGGUUUUGGGCUAUCGUUCUUCAUAAUGGGUUCAGUCUAUGCAUGCUGUUAUUAUGCUGGAGCCCAACUUGUUAAACAUGGCAAAGCAACAUUCUCUGAAGUUUUUCAGGUUUACUAUGCUCUCACCUUGGCAGCCUUUGGAAUUACUCAGUCAAGCUCCUUGGCCCCAGAUGCCAGUAAAGCAAAGAGUUCUGCUGCUUCUAUAUUUGCAAUUCUUGACAGGAAAUCAAAGAUAGAUUCUAGUGAUGCCUUUGGAAUGAAAAUAGAAAAUGUGAAGGGAGAGAUUGAGCUUCAACAUAUCAGCUUUAGGUAUCCCACUAGACCUGAUGUUCAAAUAUUCAGGGAUCUUUGCUUGGCUAUUCAUUCUGGCAAGACAGUUGCUCUGGUUGGGGAAAGUGGGAGUGGAAAAUCAACAGUGAUCUCAUUGUUGCAGAGGUUUUAUGAUCCUGAUGCAGGUCACAUCACACUAGAUGGUAUUGAAAUCCAAAAACUACAACUGAUGUGGUUAAGGCAACAAAUGGGUUUGGUGAGCCAGGAGCCUGUGUUAUUUAAUGACACCAUUCGAACCAACAUAGCUUAUGGUAAGGAGGGAAACGCUACUGAAGCAGAAAUUUUAACCGCAGCAGAAUUGGCAAAUGCACACAAAUUCAUUAGUAGUUUGGAAAAGGGGUAUGAUACAACAGUGGGUGAGCGAGGUAUCCAGUUGUCUGGAGGACAAAAGCAAAGAGUGGCUAUAGCACGAGCUAUAGUGAAGGCUCCCAAAAUACUACUAUUAGAUGAAGCCACUAGUGCUUUGGAUGUUGAGUCUGAGCGAGUGGUUCAAGAUGCAUUGGAUCGAUUAAUGGUUGAUCGAACCACCGUGGUGGUAGCUCAUCGUUUAUCCACAAUCAAGGGUGUAGAUUUAAUUGCUGUGGUGAAAGAUGGAGUUAUAGCCGAGAAAGGAAAGCAUGAAAUUUUAAUCAAUAUCAAGGAUGGUAUUUAUGCUAACUUGGUAGCAUUACAUACAAAAGCUUCAUCUUAACAACCUCUUGUUAAUUUGAAAAAAAGAAAAAAAGAAGCAAGCCUCUUGCACUCGUCUUUCCCCACAUGUUAAAAUAGUCUCUAAAAUUUCCCAUGAUUAGAAAUCUAUGUUGAGGAAGAUGGAUUUGAAUUUAUCCCCUGAUGGUAAUUUUAAUAAAGUGAGCUGAUUUUGUAACUUUCCUAACCGUUCAAGAACUAAC
Messenger RNA from Quercus robur (English oak), 4225 nucleotides. RefSeq names its product ABC transporter B family member 11-like. The record is from RefSeq and is a predicted model, not a curated record. Lineage: Eukaryota; Viridiplantae; Streptophyta; Magnoliopsida; Fagales; Fagaceae. The transcript has 13 exons. Gene Ontology annotation, biological process: transmembrane transport. Gene Ontology annotation, cellular component: membrane. Gene Ontology annotation, molecular function: ABC-type transporter activity; ATP binding; ATP hydrolysis activity. Bases 280 to 4026 code for a protein of 1248 amino acids.